CAUCAAAUUCAUUAUGCUAACCAGAAGCACAACUAUUGUGAGGAUGGUAGACCUAUCAAAGAAAAGAAAGCGUGCAAGCAUGGUAGUCUCAAAGGAAGACAUUUCUCAGAGAGCAAUCACACGGAACAUUGAUCGGAUAAGAAAUCUCAAGAAAUAUCAUAGAAGAAAAAGGUCAGAGAACCAGAUUAUGUUGAGACAGGCUAUUGAAAAUAACUUAGGUCAAAAAGCUCCUCGCAAGCUAGUCUCUUCAUAUACCAAACUAGCCCCUCUCAAGCUUUCAGGUCGAAACAAGAAGCCUUUUUCAACACCAAACGAACCCGAGAGCUCUUUCACAAAAAUAAAGUACCACACUGCUGCAAACACUCCUCUUCGCCAACGUCCUCACCACCUAAAAGCAAGCCCAAUGCUACCUAACGUUCGUGAUCUCCUACUACCUCCAUCCCUCACCCACAAAAACAACCAUGCAACACCUAACAGAGAGAAGGCACAUAAGUUCUUUCCUUCUUCAGAGAUGAGAAUUCAGAAUUUGAGCCUGAAUCAAGAUAUGAAUAUGAGCAAGAAUAAAUCGAACCCGAUAUCUUCAAAUCUGUCCUCAGGGGAUAAAAUUGUAUCUAGGAAUUCUAAACCCCCACUGUCCUCCCAGACAGAUAGCAAGAAAUCUUUGAAAGUAAAAGAUAAGGCGUGUUCUUUCUCUCAUCAAAAUUUCAAAAUUCGCAAUGACACAAAUUGUAAUUCGCUGAUCCAGUCCCUACUAAGGAGGUCAGCUCAGUUUAGGAAGAAUGUUCCAUCAAAGUUCAAACUUCCAAAACUCAGUCAAAAUUCAAUGUAGUUAUAACUUUUCAAUACUA
Moneuplotes crassus is the source of this 848-nucleotide messenger RNA. NCBI's taxonomy places the organism in Eukaryota, Ciliophora, Spirotrichea, Euplotida, Euplotidae. The record is from the annotation of a GenBank genome assembly.